Hyalella azteca is the source of this 4934-nucleotide messenger RNA. RefSeq names its product S1 RNA-binding domain-containing protein 1. Gene Ontology annotation, biological process: nucleobase-containing compound metabolic process; translation. The record is from RefSeq and is a predicted model, not a curated record. NCBI's taxonomy places the organism in Eukaryota, Metazoa, Arthropoda, Malacostraca, Amphipoda, Hyalellidae. The coding region runs from base 166 to 4452 and encodes 1428 amino acids. The transcript is spliced from 9 exons. Gene Ontology annotation, molecular function: mRNA binding; structural constituent of ribosome.
UGCAGAGAAAUGAGUUAGAAGAAAAUUUUCCGCAGUUUCAGAAAUGACCACGGAAUAUGCAUGUUGUUGGAACUACAAUCAAAGGUUCAUUUUACACAAACACUCGUACGUGUUAUUAGUUUCAAAUUGUAAUUGGCUUAAAUCACUGCCAACUAGCAACUACCAAUGGAUUCUGUUCCUGACAUAGAUGACACCAUCAACUUGGAUGACUCAGAAUGGCUACCACCAACAACCAAGAAAGGAGCUAUGGUGGUUCCAGAUGAUGAUUAUGUGGAAAUAGUUGGAGAGUAUGUGCCACCCAGACCUCAACGACGCAGCGCACGCACAGCUCAUGCUCAAGUCCUAGAUGUGCCUCUCAUUGGUGAAUGUAAACAACUUGAUGGACCUGAUGAAGCAUCAACACCCAACAGAAUAUUUCCUAAAGACGAGCUUGGGACAACGUGUGCAAGUACUCGUAAUUCAAAAAAAUUGAAGAAAAAAUUUCUCCAAAAGCAAAGUAUUUCUAAAGGCUCAAGAAGUAUUAUUGCUUCUGGAAAUAAGAAGAAUAUAAUGAAGACCUUUAUGAACAAGUCAUCAGCUAAAUUCAGAGGACCUCCGUUGGGCCAUGAAAAUUCAGAAAAUAAUAAGAAGCUGUUAACUGGCAAACGUUUAGCAAUUACAAAUGCAUCUGCAAAUAUGGAGUCUUCAGAAAUCAACAGCACUUUUGGUGUCAUGCAGCAUGUGUUGAAGCGUUCAACUGGCAAACGUCUAGCAAUUACUAAUUCCUUAAAAAAUAUGGAGUCUUCAGAAGUCAAUAAAACUUCAGGGUCUUCUCGUCAACCCACUGAAUCUGAAGACUUUUUACCCUUGAGUUCUGGUGCCCCAUUAAAACUAAGACGACCAAGACAUGUUGCUUCCAAUGAACUCAUGGAGUUCAUUCCUGUAGCUCCAGUGAAACUGAAACGCUCAAAACUUGUAAAACAUGAAGAUUCAGUGUGCCUUGAUUCUCAGGUUCCGGUUAAACGUAAACUUAAAUCAACAGACAAAACUACUGUCACAAAGAAACUAAAGUUGCCUGAUGAGGCCUUUGAACAUUCUGAUGAUCUAAAAACUGGGCACUAUCUAAAAGAAUUCGAUAAUAAUGAUGGUUCAUCUUCAUCAAGGCUGUUGAAGAUUGCCAAUAAGCUACCAAUCAUUGAUGCACUUAAGCAUGAGCAUGAAUGUGAUGGUGAUGACUCACCAGAAAUGCAUCUUUGCAAAAUGGAGCCAGCUACGGAGAACAAGCCAACUAACGUAAGAACUGAGUUAAAAACGUACAAAACUGAACCAGUGGGUGAGACUGGGGAUUACGGCAGUAAAAGUGAAGCUUGCAGUCAAAAAAAUGAACUUGUCAUUUCAGAAUCUGCAGGUGGAAGCAGGCCUCACACUCAGAGAAGUUGUCUAUACAAUCGAGGAAGAGGGCCUUACUAUCAAGGGCAUAGGCCUUACAAUGAAGGAAGUAUGUCUUACCAUCAAGAAAGUGGGCCUCACAAUCAAAACAGCGGGCCUUACAGUCAAGGAAGUGGGCCUUACAAUCAAGACAGCGGGCCUUACAAUCAAGACAGCUGGCCUUACAAUCAAGAAAGUAGGCCUCACAAUCUAGCAAGUGGACUUUACAAUCGAGGAAGUGGGCCCUUCAAUAAAGGAAGUGGUUCUUACAUUCGAGGAAGUGGUUCUUACAAUCGAGGAAGUGGACCUUUCAAUCAAGGAAGUGGGCCUUUCAAUCAAGGAAGUGGGCCUUUCAAUCAUGGAAAUUGGCCUCACAAUAAUGGUAGAUGUCAUUUUAAUGAAAGCGUUUCAUUCUAUAAUGAAAGCCACCCGCCGAGUCGUGGUAUUGGUGUAUCUACUCGCGCAAAGGCCCCAAUUGCUAGCAAAUACAAGGAGGCUUUACCGGAACUGGAGACGUCUAAUGCUGAGUUUUCCAUUAUGUCUCUUGACAUGUCAACUUCUUCGGAGUUUUCGCCUGCUAAGGCGAAGUCUUUUUCAUCUUGUGCUAUUCAGAAGUCAGAUAUUCCUGGCGCAGAGUCAAGUAAACAAAGUUCUUCCUGUGAAAAGCAGAGCGUCAAGAAAACAAAAUCUCCAACGAACAUUUCUUGUGAUUGGGAUCCUGCUCAGGUGAUAUCAACCCGAAAAGGAAUCGAUGUUAACCACGCUCGAGAGAUCAUCAGGUUAGUCGACCAAGAGUGUACGUUGCCAUUCAUAGCACGAUACAGGCGAGAGAAAACUGGCGACUUGGAGAUCGGAAAACUUCGCGAGGUUUUGAGCUCCUAUGAGCAGCUGAAAGAAGUAAAGCUGAAGGUGUCGAAAAUUGUUUCUGACCAGAAGAAACCGCUGGAGCCAGAGAUAAAGGAAUCUCUCCUGAAAGCUACAUCUCUUCAGGAAGUAAAGAUACUGAGUGCAAGUCUGCGAACCACAGGCAAGGGAACUUUUGCUGAUCGAGCUCGUAAGGCAGGGUUGGCCCCUACUGCAGAAGAGCUUCUUCGUAACCGAGACGCCGUAGCCGUUAGAGAUGAACUCCAGAAGUUGGUGGUUCCUGGGAUGCAAGGACGCAGCACCAUCGACGAUGUUGAGUCCGGCAUCAAGUACAUCAUUGCUGAUAUCAUCAGUAAAAAUGCAAAGAUGUUGGAAGAGAUGAAAACUUGGCUGAAAAGAAGCAGUGUGAAGCUAGUCUCUAGUCGUGCUCGCAAAGUCCUAUCCAAAUUGAAGAAGUCACCCCUGAAGCCUAAGAAGGUUGUUGCCAAGCGCAAAAGUUUGGGUGGCACUGCAGCCACGAAGAAAGGCGACUCUGCCCUGUCGCCUGACGUGAUCCGAAAAUACGAGCAGUACUUCGAAUUUAGCAUGGUGGCCUGGCGGGUGGCUCCUCAUGCUAUCUGCGCCAUAAACAGAGGCGAGCAGCAAGGCGUGUUGAACGUGAAAGUGGUGCUCCCAGACGAAGCCUACCACCGGUUUUGUUCGCACGUUCAACGAAAUUUUCUUGGAUCCACAAACCGUAACCUUGGACAUGGGUACGGAGAGUCCUACGGGGUGCGCGUGUUACUGGACACCCAGCAGGAUUGUUGGGAUAGACUGGUGUCGCCAAGCCUGAAAUUGUGGGUGCGAAGUGAGCUAAGUGACACUGCAGAGCUUGCGUCUAUUGAAGUCUUCGUGACGAACGUACGUCACCUUCUUCUAACUCCACCCGUCAGAGCAAAUACUGUCCUUGCCAUCGACCCUGGCUUUGCCAAAGGAUGCAAAGUUGCUGUCGUUGAACGCAAAGGACGAGUGUUGGCUGUUGACACAAUAUUUCCCUUCGCGGCGCCUCGAAGCGAAGCCGCGGCACAAACUCUCGUCAGACUCGCCUCCGAGUAUCACUGCGAAGUCAUUGCCAUCGGCAACGGUACAGCAUGCCGAGAAACUGAGGCGUGGCUGAGCAAGCUUAUCAGCGAAGAAGCUUUUGGUGCAUUGAAUGUUCAGUACACAAUUAUUAAUGAGUCUGGUGCUUCACAGUAUUCGAUUACGAACGAGGCAAGCGCUGAGUUCCCUGGCAUGGACAUUAACCACAUCAGUGCCGUGUCUCUGGCUCGUCGAUUGCAGGACCCCCUCCUGGAGUACGUUAAAGUUCCGCCCGUACAUCUUGGCGUGGGUAUGUACCAGCGCGACGUGAAUAAAAAACUCCUGGAUACUGCGCUAGAUUCUGUCGUAAUGGAGUGCGUUUCUUUUGUGGGUGUUGACAUCAACGUUGCCUCGGAACUUAUCCUCCGCAAAGUCUCUGGGUUGAACAAAGCGCGUGCUUCAGCGAUUGUUAAGUACAGGGAAGAUGUGGGGCCUUUCCGCAAUCGAGAGGAGAUAAAAAAAGUAAAAGGAAUUGGCCCAGUCAGUUUCCAGCAAUGUGCAGGGUUCGUUAAAAUAGUCCCUCAAACCUUGAGGCAGCGCGCUAAAAGCAAUCUUGCACCUCUUUGCCCAUUGGACUCCACGACAGUGCAUCCCGAGUCGUAUGAAUCUGCAAAAUCGCUUAUUUCUUUGGCGUCACUUGAUAUUAACAAUAUUGGCGACCAUGAAUUCAUUCAUGCACUCAAAAAUUUCAUGACACGACAUAGUUUACUUGAAAUAAGAGAAAAAUGUAACUGUUCCGAAUCUUCACUUAAAACCGUCUUGGAGAGUUUAUACCAGCCUUUGGACUUCGACUUCAGGGCUCAAUUUCAUAAGCCUAUUUUCCGGAAAGGAGUCACUAAUAUGGCUGAUCUAAAAACAGGUCAACGCUUAACUGGAAGUGUGAGGAACGUGACAACCUUCGGCGUGUUUGUUGAUAUCGGUGUUGGCCAAGAUGGCUUGAUUCACACUCAUAAUCUGAACGGCACCCGCUUGCAUGUUGGAAACGUCGUCCAAGUAUCGGUCAUCAAUGUAAACAUCAGCCGCGGACAUAUCGGCCUAAAGUUGAUCACAAUAGUUAGCUAAAUUUUCGAUACACUGAUGCACUUCUGUUCUGCAUUAUGCUUGUGUUCUGCAUUACCGUAUGCUUGUGUUCUGCAUUAUCGUAUGCUUGUGUUCUGCAUUAUCGUAUGCUUGUGUUCUGCAUUACCGUAUGCUUGUGUUCUGCAUUAUGCUUGUUAUUGUUAUGAUAAAUCAUUGGGUAAUCGGUUGGAAUUCCCGUUUAUUGUUUAAUUUCUCUUAGGUUGCAUUCUAACGUAAAAUAUUACGAUUUAUCCACUUGCAAAGAAGCUUUUCGAGGUGAUAAUAGCAAUUAAUAAAAUCCUUGUUUUAGCUCAGUAUUAUAGAGCCUUGAUUUGCUCAGUUCAAAGAAUGAUAAAGCAGCAUUAGCAGCUUCAUUUACGUAGAUAAGAUGAAAUCAGAUCUUGCAUACCAGCGAGUUAUCCUUAUCAGCUAGGAUUUCAUAUUUUUGUACGUAAGAUUUAUUAAAUUCUUGAAGUUGGUGCUAA